This is a messenger RNA of Pan troglodytes (chimpanzee), 2006 nucleotides long. RefSeq names its product ribosomal protein L30 (gene RPL30). Lineage: Eukaryota; Metazoa; Chordata; Mammalia; Primates; Hominidae. Gene Ontology annotation, molecular function: RNA binding; structural constituent of ribosome. Gene Ontology annotation, cellular component: cytosolic large ribosomal subunit. The transcript is spliced from 5 exons. The record is from RefSeq and is a predicted model, not a curated record. The coding region runs from base 1577 to 1924 and encodes 115 amino acids.
GGAGUCUCGCUUUGUCGCCCAGGCUGGAGUGCAGUGGCCCGAUCUCAGCUCACUGCUACCUUUGCCUCCCAGGUUCAAGCGAUUCUCCUGCUUCAGCCUCCCAAGUAGUUGGGAUUGCAGGCAGGAGCCACCACACCUGGCUACUUUUUGUAUUUUUAGUAGAGGCGGGGUUUCACCAUGUUGACCAGACUGGUCUCGAACUCCUGACUUCAGGUGAUCCGCUCACCUCGGACUUCCAAAAUGUUGGGAUUACAGGCGUGAGUCACCGCAUUUGGCCUGAACCAACUUUAAUUGUGAAGAGACCUAAGUUACCUGGGCUCUGGUCCUAGCUCUGACAAUAGCCCUAGAUAUGUAAAAUGGACAAUAAAAAGGUUACUAUCUCAUGGGACUUUUGUGAGUAUUAAAUAAAUACAUGUAAAUGAUUCCUGGUACAGCACGCGUUUUUUGGUGAGGCUUAAUUAAGGAGGGGAAGAGGUUUCCCUCAUAUAGCUUACCCACUGGUCUGAUUGAUUAGGUGGGGAUUUUCAGCGCCUAAUAUCUUCAGUGGUCUGUCUCUGGACAUUUAUACCAAGAUCCAACGUUAACAGCAAAAAUACUUUUAAAAAAUUAGACCUGUUUAUCGCGCUCUCAGUGCAAACUCGGCUCACAAGUUCACGCUAACACAGUCCCAAAAGGCGAGUUUUGGGAAACUCGAGCAGGGCGCCACCGUUCUGCAGGGGACAGGUAACUUGGGUGACCGCAGGGGUGAGGACACAGCUGCUUCUACCAAGCGGAGAGUAAAUGCGGGUGCUGCGGCGCAUCGGAGUCACCCACAAGGCUCUCCAAGAGCCGCGCCUCAGGGCAAAGAUGAAUUCAGCGGCAUUGAGACCGUGGUCGCAGCCGCCGCAACCUCUUCUCAUCGACCCUCCCACCUCACCUUCAGUCGGCUUUUCGAACUCCCUCCGGGUUCUAAGCGCCUCGAUUAGUUAGACCGCAGCUCGCAGCAGAACAGCAACACAACGCCGCGAGGCUUAAAGGCCCGCAGAGGGGGAUGCGAACACCCCUGCCGUCAUUCUUUUUUUCCUUCUUUGAGACAGAGUCUCACUCUGUCGCCCAGGCUGGGUGCAGUGGCGCGAUCAUGGCUCACUGCAGCCUCGACCUACCGAGCUCAAGCGACUCUCCCGCCUCAGCCUCCGGUGUAGCUGGGAGUAGCUAGGACUACUGGAGCGCGCCACCACGCCCGGCUAAUUUCUUUUUUAUUUUUUUGUAGAGACGGGUGGUCUAUGUUGUCCAGGCUGGCCUUGAGCUGGACGCGACAGAUCUUCCCGCCUCAACCUCCGAAAGUGCUGGGAUUAAAGGUAUGAGCAGCCGCGUACAGCCCCCGCAGCCAUUCUAGCUAGCGGUACCAAUAGCAAAAGGCAGCUGCCCUCCGCUUUUGCUCCGCCCCUUCUGCUUGCGAUCUGUUUCCGCUUCCGGUCCCGCAGUUCCGGCUCUGCCCUGAAGAGCUUUGCAUUGUGGGAAGUCUUUCCUUUCUCGUUCCCCGGCCAUCUUAGCGGCUGCUGUUGGUUGGGGGCCGUCCCGCACCUAAGGCAGGAAGAUGGUGGCCGCAAAGAAGACGAAAAAGUCGCUGGAGUCGAUCAACUCUAGGCUCCAACUCGUUAUGAAAAGUGGGAAGUACGUCCUGGGGUACAAGCAGACUCUGAAGAUGAUCAGACAAGGCAAAGCGAAAUUGGUCAUUCUCGCAAACAACUGCCCAGCUUUGAGGAAAUCUGAAAUAGAGUACUAUGCUAUGUUGGCUAAAACUGGUGUCCAUCACUACAGUGGCAAUAAUAUUGAACUGGGCACAGCAUGCGGAAAAUACUACAGAGUGUGCACACUGGCUAUCAUUGAUCCAGGUGACUCUGACAUCAUUAGAAGCAUGCCAGAACAGACUGGUGAAAAGUAAACCUUUUCACCUACAAAAUUGCACCUGCAAACCUUAAACCUGCAAAAUUUUCCUUUAAUAAAAUUUGCUUGUUUUAAAAACA